AUGUCCGCUGGACCGAGCAUGUCGGCGCAAUUGGCCAUCCGUGCUACCGAGCAUCUCCAUCGGCGUCCCCUGCAUACCCUGCUCGAUCAUCUUGUAUCGUCGCGCGCGGCGAGAGCUACCUACGGAGUCGAGGUAGUUGUGACGUAUGAUCCAUCCAAACCAGAUCAUCGAGAAAGACAAGACCGAUCAUACGUUGACUUCACCGGAGCUACGUGUCUUUCAGGCGCGUUUACAGCCAUCUUACUCAAGGGAACUCGAGUGUCAGAAACGCAAGAAUUUAAGCGCACUUAUCGGUUAACAACCGCGAUACUUCAACGUCUAAAAAGCUCAGAAGUAGCUAUUACUGUAUACCGCGGAGACAAGGAAAAUCCUCAAUGGAUAAACGAGGACAAACUCGCCUUCUCUCCCCUAUGUACCGUUCACGCGGAUACGUCCGCAGUUGAACCCAAAGUUUAUGAAGGGGGAAGUCUUACGGACGGACAGCCGAGACGGCACUACAGCAUUGCAUACGACGUCGUGCUGCUUUUUGGCCUUACUGAGCUACAGGCUCAGCUUAGGUGGAAAGAAAAUGGAGUCACGAAACUGGGACCUGCUACCAUCAUUUAUGAGGACGAUUGA
Coniophora puteana RWD-64-598 SS2 is the source of this 618-nucleotide messenger RNA. RefSeq lists its product as uncharacterized. NCBI's taxonomy places the organism in Eukaryota, Fungi, Basidiomycota, Agaricomycetes, Boletales, Coniophoraceae. The transcript is spliced from 5 exons. The record is from RefSeq and is a predicted model, not a curated record. The coding region runs from base 1 to 618 and encodes 205 amino acids.